AUGCGUCAAGCUUCCAUGUUGCAUUAUGUUCGCGUACGACAGGCCACUGAGCCGUCUUCGCAUGAGGCGACGUCCUCAACUGCAGCCGAGCAAGAUGAAGAACAAAGAUCUGUUACCCCGACUACUUUAGAUGUUGGUGAUAGUGCUAACGUGGACCUUCCAGACCUAUCCCGGCAUUUGCUGGGUAAUAUCCAAGAUGUGAUCCACGACAUGGGACUCGACACUGAGUUCACGACCUACAAGCAAUUUGCCUUCAGCAACAUUGCAAGUGGUCAAUACAAGGAGAAGCUAUUAGGCUUCCUCAACACCAAGCGCCCAGACCCAGAUCGUUCGCUAAUCCCUAUCGAGGCAUUCGCUUCUAAUAACGAACGUUCUGACUGGGACACCCAUUGCCCAAAGAUUGACAACCUUUGGGAUCAAUACACACAGUCAGUCAAGCCUCUACUUGGCGAAAAGUACGACCUUUCAUGGUUAAGCAAGCCAUCUGGUCCCCUGACUGCUCGUCUUCUUGUGUUAUGGCACUUCCCCACGACCAACACACCAAACAAGACGUUCUCGCACACAAUGGACCAAGGUAAUCCAUGCCUCAGGUCACAAAAGUGCAAGAUCGGUCUUCCAGAUGACGUCCGUACACAAGAUGUCAACCCCGUUCGGGUGUCGUACGCAUUAAAUGACAAGCCUGUUUGGGAAAAGCAAUUCGACAAUUGGGAUAAAAUCGAGCACUUCAACUACGAGUUCACAGUAGCGACAUGCCUCGACGUCCCUUUUGUUCUCGUCCUCGGGAAGGAACCAUUCGAAACUCUCAAACUAGCUCACCAGAGCCGACAAUGGAACCUACGCCCUUUAGACAUCAAUUUAAAGGUCGAGCAUACGAUGUAUCACCAACCCCUUCGCGUCUACCUUUCAGUCAACCCUCAGGGUGAGGUCAAGCAAGUGGUUUUAAGGUGUUUCCAUACUGAGUAUGCUUUCAACACACCAAAGACAGUCCACGGUGCAAUGAUGGACUUUAUGUGGAACCUUGCCUGUGAACUAGCAGGUGUACCUAUCCAUAACUCGACAUACUUCUCUUUCAAGGUCAAAAACAACAGUGGCAAGAUCUUCAAUUCCAACAAAACCGAGAAAAAGAUCGAUGCCGGUACAAUGCUCAAGCAACUAUGGAAGCGCGAGCAGGAGUCUAAUCGACUCAUCACCAUGGAAGAGAUCGAGUUUUAUUUUGCGAAUAAGCUCGCUGCCGUCCCAGAACUUCGACAGUCCCUUGAGGAAUCUGCACAGCGGGGCGAAUCACUGCUGUCAGCGAUUGAGCGACUCGCAACGCAACGUGCAGCAACAACACUGCGCGAACGAAAUGAGAAACGCAAGCAGUUUCUACCACCACCGCCAGAGCCUGCCCCUAAGCGUCUGAAGAACCCAGACAACCACGGAGGUCAGGCCAUCAAGGCGACGCGUGAGUGGCAGUCUUCUUCGGCUGGCCAAGCAGCUUUAGCUGGCCAACAAAGGAGCUCCCAGAUAAGGGGAGACAAGAUGGAAGCCAAGUACCAGGCCUUUCUGAGUCUCUAUCAAGUACGCCAGCUUGAAGUUGCGCGGGCAAAUGGCACUCUUACUGGUCAACAGGGCCAAGCCAUGGCACGCUUCAACACAAUCAAGGGCUAUCACGACAGCAACGAUCGAUCAAAGCUGUCAAAUGCCUUGGGAAGGUACAUGGUCUUUUAUGACAAGAAAUACCCACGAGGUAUCCGUUUCGAGGGUGAUGGAGGUCCCCGGCAACAGGCUGACCCCUUUGCCAACCAAGAUCAUCCCGCCUGUGUCAUUCUGCAAGGCAGCCGGCUCCUUCGCACUCGUGAACAGAAGAACGCGUUGGCAGGACCGGAGACAUAG
Fusarium tjaetaba is the source of this 1875-nucleotide messenger RNA. RefSeq lists its product as uncharacterized. The record is from RefSeq and is a predicted model, not a curated record. Bases 1 to 1875 code for a protein of 624 amino acids. The transcript has 2 exons. Lineage: Eukaryota; Fungi; Ascomycota; Sordariomycetes; Hypocreales; Nectriaceae.